Molecule: messenger RNA, 1326 nt
Organism: Archocentrus centrarchus (flier cichlid)
Lineage: Eukaryota; Metazoa; Chordata; Actinopteri; Cichliformes; Cichlidae
Exons: 2
Coding region: 51-1037 (328 amino acids)
Source: RefSeq, a predicted model, not a curated record
CAGUUCCUACAUCACUGCCUAGGAUCGGAUUAUUGCCACUAAAAGCUCUGAUGAGAUCUGCUAUAUUAAAUGUUUGCCAGAGAUUAAUGAGAGUUAAACGUGCCAUUGAAAAGACAGGGAGUCAGAGGAACAGUGAAGACAAGAAAAUCUUAACAGAUUUUGUGCUGGAGAGCUGCAAAGAUGAAGUCACCCUGCAGUGGCUGAAAGAAAACCCUGAGUCUGACACCUUCUUCAAAUAUGUAGACAAAUUUUUCGACACUGUUAAAUUCCUGGAAGAAAAGAUUAAGGAGGAAGAAAAGAAAAACCACUCCAACAUCAUUGACAUUACCUUUGUGGCACAUGGAUCGAUCAAAGACUCCAUGAUGUCAGCCAGCUCUCUGCUUCAGCCCGGAAUCACUGAUGUGCUCCUGUAUUCUCCCUGGAACUGUGCCAUUAGUGGUAAAAUAGCAUACUGCGUGGCUACGGGACGCAUGAAGCCUCGGCACAGAAAGUUUUGCUGUCUCAAGCCUGUUUGGAAAUGCCGCUUCUGCCCCCGCUGCUGCCACUGCCCCCGCUGUUACUUCCGUAACAAAAAACGCUGCAAAAUUCCUAAUGCAGGCCAUCAACCCACCAAACUUCCAGAUGAGUGGAACUCCAUGAAGAAGGCUGGAGACAAAAAGAUUCCCAACAUCAGCCUGAGUUCGCUGCAACCUGAAGAUGGUGCAUGGAAAGAAAUUGAGAGGCUUGAGACUCAGUACGGUAAAGCUGGGAGAAACCGCAUCGUCAUCCCGUUCCUCCUCCCAGAUAACAGCAAAAAAAGAGUCCCCUUCUCUAUUUUCACCAUGGCUCUAUCUGAGGUGCUCCUGUUCUCCAGGUUUGAAGCCACCCUCCAUCUCGCUGCCUGUCUGAGCAGACGUAGAAACAUGAAGAUUGAUGAGGAUGCUCUGAACGAGCAGUACGCCUGCUCCAUUGAUGACACUAUAAUGAUGUAUAAAGCGGACUUGCCACUACAUAAGCCUGAUGACCUGUUUAGAGCUUUUAAAACUCUAUUCGGUUAGACAGCAUGUCUUUUCUCUCCCCUCAGCCCAACCGGUCGCGGUAGAUGACCGCCCCUCCCUGAGCCUGGUUCUGCUGGAGGUUUCUUCCUGUUAAAAGGGAGUUGUUCCUCCCCACCGUCGCCGAGUGCUUGCUCAUAGGGGAUCAUUGAUUGUUGGGAUUUCUCUCUGGUACUGUAGAGAGUACCAGAGAGAAAGAUGUUUCGUACUGUAGAGUCUUUACCCUACAGUAGAAACAUCUUAAGGAGACGGGUUCUUUUAAUUUGGUGCUUUUUAAUCUUGAGUUGAACUG